This is a messenger RNA of Cotesia congregata, 315 nucleotides long. NCBI's taxonomy places the organism in Eukaryota, Metazoa, Arthropoda, Insecta, Hymenoptera, Braconidae. The record is from the annotation of a GenBank genome assembly.
AUGUCAGAUUCAAUUGUCAAUAAUGAUCCCGAUCAUAGUAUUGUUAUUUUGGGAAGAGUUACUAAUAAAAAUAGCGACUUAUUUGGCUUUAAUGAACAAGUUAAAAACUAUUUACUUCUGAAAUACAGCGAAGCAGGAGUUUAUUGGUGUAGUAGUGAAUCUGGGAAAGAAGAACAAAUAUCAGUUAAAGAUUCACCCAUGGCUGUCAUAAACUAUUUAGCGAAACUUAAUUAUCACAUCGCUUUUAUAUCUGGCUCUCCUAUUAACAACAACUAUUAUAUGUGGACUCUAAUCAAAAAAGGCGAAAAUAAAUAA